CCGGCUAUACCUUUUACUUCCAAAUCUGGAAAAGACGAUGUCGUUUCUUAAGGUUCCUCUCUCCACCGGACUUUCUCCUCUCCGAUACACCAGUUCUCUCCCUCGCCCUCUGGCCGGUGUCCGUACACCCAGUUGCACCAAAUACAUGUGCUGUUCGGUCCCAAUAUCAUCGUCUUUUCAUCUUUUAACUGAGAAGAAGAAUGCAAGUGCUCGAUGGAGACCUCUGUGUUUGUACUUCACACAAGGGAAAUGUACCAUGAUGGAUGAUACUACCCACCUAGAGAAAUUUAAUCAUGAUAUCUCUAGAGAACUUCAAGUAAAUGCUGCUGCUUCUCAACGCAAGUGCUCUCAGGAUUUAGAUUUUUUCUUGGUGCUUGAUUUGGAGGGGAAAGUUGAGAUCCUUGAAUUUCCUGUCCUGAUGAUAGACGCAAAAACCAUGGGUUUUGUUGAUUUCUUCCACAGGUUUGUGAGGCCCUCAAAAAUGAGCGAGCAACAUAUAAAUAAAUACAUUGAAGGGAAAUAUGGAAAAUUUGGAGUUGAUCGUGUUUGGCAUGAUACAGCUAUCCCAUUUAAUGAAGUUCUUGAACAAUUUGAAGCUUGGUUGACUCAGCAUCACUUGUGGGGGAAAGAACAAGGCAGUCGUCUUCAUGGAGCAGCAUUUGUAACUUGUGGAAAUUGGGAUUUGAAGACAAAGGUCCCUGAUCAAUGCAAAGUCUCAAAUAUCAAGCUUCCUCCAUAUUUUAUGGAGUGGAUCAAUUUGAAGGAUGCCUUUUAUAACUUUUACAAAACUAAAAAGAAGGAGGCCACAGGAAUGAUGGGAAUGAUGAAAAACCGCCAAAUGCCAAUGUUCGGAAGUCACCAUCUUGGGAUUGAUGACACAAAGAACAUAGCUAGAGUCUUGCAACGCAUGCUUGCUGAUGGUGCACUUAUGCAGAUUACUGCAUGGAGGAAUCCUAGUUCUCAAAAAGUUGAUUUUUUAUACAAGGAUCGUAUUUGAUAACAACAAAAAGGAAGUUGCAUAAGCUUAGGUGUUAUUUUUUUUU
Molecule: messenger RNA, 1043 nt
Organism: Pistacia vera
Lineage: Eukaryota; Viridiplantae; Streptophyta; Magnoliopsida; Sapindales; Anacardiaceae
Exons: 6
Coding region: 38-997 (319 amino acids)
Biological process (GO): exonucleolytic trimming to generate mature 3'-end of 5.8S rRNA from tricistronic rRNA transcript (SSU-rRNA, 5.8S rRNA, LSU-rRNA)
Molecular function (GO): 3'-5'-RNA exonuclease activity; nucleic acid binding
Source: RefSeq, a predicted model, not a curated record